UUGUCUUUAAACUGCGCAGGAUAUGACUUUUAGCUAGUACCCUCAGUAUCACCACUAGACUAGACGUGUUUUUUUUGUUUUUGACUAGAGGUUUUUUUUUGUAUUAUUAUUGUUUACACAAAUUGUUUAUGUGUUUUCAGAAGAUUAAAUUACUCGAAACCGCAAGCACUGAUUCUCAACAGGCUAUCUGGCUUUGCAGUCUGCACUCCCCCGCCGCGAUGCAGCGCAGUGCAGGGGGCGCUGUGUCAAGCGAGGCUGGUGACGUCGGAGCCACGGCAUUGGAGGUUGUCAGUGUUGUGGGCAAGGCGGUUUGCGCAGGCGCGGCGCUGACAGCCGCUCUGUACCUUAUCCGCAGGGUCUGUUUAACGAUGGCCUGGAAGUCAGGAGGAUCCUGCCAAGCAGAGCUCGUCAACAAUCUCCGCAAAAAUGGGAUUAUUAAAUCAGACAAGGUUUUUGAAGUCAUGUUGGCCACAGACCGUGCACACUUUGCAAAAUGUAACCCAUACAUGGAUUCCCCUCAGUCAAUAGGUUACCAGGCAACUAUCAGUGCUCCACACAUGCAUGCAUAUGCUUUGGAGCUUCUCCACGAUCAGUUAUAUGAAGGGGCUAAGGCACUGGAUGUUGGAUCUGGAAGUGGAAUUCUUUCAGUUUGCUUUGCACGGAUGGUUGGCCCAGAGGGAAGAGUCUUAGGAAUUGAUCAUAUCAAAGAACUAGUUGAUGAUUCAAUAAACAAUGUUAAGAAAGAUGACCCCAGUUUGAUAACAUCAGGAAGGGUAAAACUGAUUGUGGGUGAUGGCCGAAUGGGAAACAUAGAGGAAGCUCCCUAUGAUGCGAUUCAUGUCGGUGCUGCAGCGCCAACUGUGCCGCAAGCACUCCUAGACCAGCUGAAGCCUGGUGGCAGGUUGAUCCUCCCGGUGGGCCCAGCAGGUGGAAACCAGAUGCUAGAACAGUACGAUAAGCUGGAAGACGGCAGCACCAAAAUGAAGCCUCUCAUGGGGGUGAUCUAUGUGCCUUUGACAGACAAAGACAAGCAGUGGUCCAGGUGGAAGUGACUUACUACCCAAUUAUUCUUCUUCUGCAGAAAGUUGACAAAAGGGAUGAACUGUGAAGCACCAUCAGUGUGUCCUUGUCCUGCUUUAUAGUGUUAACCCAGAGUGGAUUUCUCCAGAUCUAAACGACUAUAAAUUACAGCAUUGCAACUUGUUUUGGUUUUUUUUUUUUUUUUUUUUUUUAAAUGGCAUGGAGCAGUUUGUAUUUUUCACAGCCUGAAUUUGGUUUUUCAGAUGAAGGCGUUUUUGAGCUAUAAUAAUAAUAAUAAUAAUACAUUUCUCAUUCAUUGUUUUGGACAAAUAUUUCUUAACUGGACUGUUUUGGUGCAGUGACUUUGUAAAGCCUUUAUUAUAAAUAGCUAAUGUGCCGCUUAUGACACUACAUGCAUAAGAUUUCUGUAUGCUGUCAUCUACAUUGCUAUGCCUAACACUAGUAAGAAACGUUUACUGCAUUUCUUUUAAGAUUUUUUCAUGCAGAGCAACACGUAACAUAAAACAGCUGAUAUUGUUCUUCUGUAACUGAUGUUUUGCUGUUUGUUUAAAAUGCAAUACCAGACAGUGGAUGGAAUGCUGCUAUAGUUGUCUGUAAUAUCUCCUGUACAGAUUUGACAUACUGAUGCACAUUUUUUUUUCUGUAUUAAAUUGGCUGCCAACUGUGAUGUACAUUACUACAGUGUAACAUGCUGUGUAUCAGUUACUGGCAGUUUAAUGCUGUGCUGCUUUGCAAAAUAAAUUUGAAAGCAAAGCAAAAUGGUGUAUAGCUACUGCUUUUUAUUCAUUGUCAAAAAAAUGUCAUGUUAAGAAGCCUCUGGAAGUGAAAGACUUUAACAUCACUUUCCAAUAUGCAGCGUGUGUGUGUGUCAUAUAUAUCAGUGGCUUGCAAAAGUAUUCAGACCCCUGACCAAUUCUCUCAUAU
Molecule: messenger RNA, 1965 nt
Organism: Polyodon spathula (Mississippi paddlefish)
Lineage: Eukaryota; Metazoa; Chordata; Actinopteri; Acipenseriformes; Polyodontidae
Product: protein-L-isoaspartate(D-aspartate) O-methyltransferase-like
Exons: 8
Coding region: 129-1052 (307 amino acids)
Biological process (GO): protein modification process
Cellular component (GO): cytoplasm
Molecular function (GO): protein-L-isoaspartate (D-aspartate) O-methyltransferase activity
Source: RefSeq, a predicted model, not a curated record